AGAAUGGAGAAGAUCGAGCACGCAACUGUUCGCACCAACGGCAUAAACAUGCAUGUGGCGUCCGUCGGCGACGGCCCUGACACGGUCCUCUUCAUCCAUGGCUUCCCGGAGCUCUGGUACUCGUGGCGCCACCAGAUGGUGUCCCUCGCAGCCCUCGGCUACCGCACCGUCGCGCCCGACCUCCGGGGCUACGGCAACACCGACGCCCCGCCAAGCGUGGAGUCAUACACGGCGUUCCACGUGGUGGGGGACCUGGUGGGGAUGCUGGACGCGCUGGGGAUCGGGCGCGUGUUCGUGGUGGGGCACGACUGGGGGGCAAUGAUCGCCUGGUACUUGUGCCUGCUCAGGCCCGACCGAGUGAAGGCGUUGGUGAACACGAGCGUCGCGUGGUUCCCAAGGGAUCCGGAGAGGAAGCCCGUCGAGAAGAUGAGGGCGAUGUUCGGAGAUGAUUACUACGUUUGUAGGUUUCAGGAGCCUGGAGAGGCUGAAGAGGACUUUGCAAAAGCCGAUCCUGCCAAGCUUUUUAAGCUAUUCCUUGCCGGCCGGGAUCCGAGCCCGCCUAUCGUGACUAAGGACGUGGGAUUCUCAGGAAUGACCAAAUUAUUUGAGGACCACCAGGUCGACCUGCCCUCCUGGCUAAGCGAGGAUGACAUCAAUUUCUAUGCCGCUCAAUUCAGCCGGACCGGCUUCACCGGAGGAUUGAACUACUACCGUUGCUGGGACCUAAAUUGGGAGCUAUCGGCAUCGUGGACCGGAGUGCCAAUCGAAGUGCCAAUGAAGUUCAUAGUGGGGGACUUGGACCUCACCUAUCACAUCCCUGGUGUGAAGGAGUACAUCCAUGGCGGUGGGUUCAAGCAGGCAGUGCCCAACUUGGAAGAGGUAGUGGUGAUGGAAGGAGUGGCUCAUUUCCUCAUGCAAGAGAAGCCUCAAGAAGUCACUUCUCACAUUCACAAUUUCAUCAAGAAAUUCUCAUCCCCAUGA
Molecule: messenger RNA, 981 nt
Organism: Eucalyptus grandis
Lineage: Eukaryota; Viridiplantae; Streptophyta; Magnoliopsida; Myrtales; Myrtaceae
Product: epoxide hydrolase A
Exons: 3
Coding region: 4-981 (325 amino acids)
Molecular function (GO): hydrolase activity
Source: RefSeq, a predicted model, not a curated record